This is a messenger RNA of Pseudophryne corroboree (corroboree frog), 4502 nucleotides long. RefSeq names its product LRR binding FLII interacting protein 1 (gene LRRFIP1). Gene Ontology annotation, biological process: regulation of transcription by RNA polymerase II. The record is from RefSeq and is a predicted model, not a curated record. The transcript has 22 exons. Gene Ontology annotation, molecular function: RNA polymerase II cis-regulatory region sequence-specific DNA binding; DNA-binding transcription factor activity, RNA polymerase II-specific. The coding region runs from base 465 to 3644 and encodes 1059 amino acids. Lineage: Eukaryota; Metazoa; Chordata; Amphibia; Anura; Myobatrachidae.
GCAUGUAUAUAUCCCAGUGCAAUGUAUGGUGCAGAUAAGGGGAGACACAUUGUGACUGUAAGUACCAGAUAACAAGGGUUAUGUGGGAGGAUUAUGGUCCAAAAUCCCCAUAAAUAGCAGUAUACAGGGCACUGCCGCAUAAACUGUCCUAAGGAACGGGGUAAAACCAUUACCAGAAAAGGGGAAUAGAUAUCAAAAGAAUAGUAAUACUGUUAGUAUUUAUUAUUAGUAUGAACAGCUAUUUAUAUAGCGCACACAUAUUACGCAGCACUUACACAGAACAGGUCAGUCAUUCACAUCACCAGGCACACUGUAAAGGAGGGAGGCCAGCUGAAGCCCUGUCACCUCUGCCCUGAUAGACCUGCUAGCCUGGACUGCUCUGCGGCUGGGGGCUCAUUCACAACAGGCUGUAUGCGGACAUUGGACUGAUCUGCCAAACACUACUUACUACCUCUGGACUGGAGAUGGGUACCCAGGGCCCUGGAAGGAAAAGACACCCCAACAGGGAGAAGCUGUCCGCAGAGGACCAGGCCUUAAAUCAGAUAGCUAGAGAGGCGGAGGCGAGGUUGGCGGCAAAGCGUGCAGCACGGGCUGAAGCGCGGGAGAUUCGUAUGAAGGAGCUGGAGAGGCAGCAGAAGGAGAUAUACCAGAUUCAGAAGAAAUAUUAUGGUUUGGAUGCCAAGUGGGGUGACAUUGAGCAAUGGAUGGAAGACAGUGAGCGAUACUCACACAGGCCACGGAGGAAUCUGCAGGCAUCUGACGAAGACGACGUUAUGUCUGUGACCAGCAGGAGCAGUCUUAGGACCAAUGGUUAUGAGGACGAAUUGCUUGGAGCAACUCAGUAUAGGAAAUCCAGCAGGAGCUCUACAGGCAGCGGAGAGACCUUCCAGUCCUCCCGGAGGCCUCCCAGGGACGAGGCAACGAGCGCUUAUUACUCUGACCUUAACGUGGCCACGUCCAAGGCUCAACCGCAGUCUGUGCACAAUGGAAGUCGGCCGUCACUAUUAAAUUGCAACUCCUUACCUUCCAGAUCCCAGCGGGGGUCUCUGUAUGAUGAGGGUAUCACCAGCGGUAGCCGUCGCUCUUCAAGUUCCAGACCUCCAUCUGAGUACAGCUGUUACCUAGGCUCUGGAUCCCGUGCCUCCUCUCGUGCCAGUUCUGCUCGUGCCAGCCCUGUGCAGUCUGCAGAGCCCCCUGGCCCGCCUUUGUUUCGGCGUGGCUCCGCCGGUGGCAGUCUCCCUUCACUGAGUCGCAUUGAAGAUGUAUCUGUUCCUGCAGUGAGCAGAGUGGAAGAAAGACCAGACAAAGACUUUGUAGAGAAGAGCGGCCGUCCUGUGUCCAGCUUGUCUGCAGCCACCCUUGCUUCCCUGGGUGGGACAUCUUCUCGGAGAGGCAGCGGAGACACAUCCAUAUCUGUAGACACAGAGGCAUCCAUCAGAGAAAUAAAGGAGAUCAGUGAGUUAAAGGAGCAGAUUGAGGAUGUAGAAGGGAAAUACAUGCAAGGGCUAAAGGAGAUGAAGGACUCUCUGGCAGAGGUGGAGGAGAAGUACAAGAGGUCUAUGGUGACAAAUGCCCAGUUAGACAAUGAGAAAAGCUCCUUGCAAUACCAGGUGGAGAACCUGCGGGAGGUGCUGCUGGAGCUAGAGGAAGAACUGGCAGAGUCCCGGAGACAGUAUGAUGAAAAGCACAAAGAGUGCGAACGGCAGAAACAUGAUCAAGGCGUCCUGCGUUUCCAGCUGGCUGAGAUGAAGGACGCUUUGGAGCAAAGGGAGGCACUGCUGACGGAGAUUCGCCAGCUGCAACAAAAACAAGAAAACAGCGACCGGGAGAUUUGCGACCUCAAGGAAACCAUAGAGUGGAAGGAUAAAAAAAUAGGGGCUCUGGAGAGGCAAAAAGAGUUUUUUGAACCAGUACGCAGUGAACGCGACACCCUAAGGGAAGAGGUGACCCGUCUGAGGGAGGAGUUAAAGAAAAACGGCAUUGCACUGGAUUCCGUGGAUACUCCCAAUGGCGACGCUUCACUAGAGCCCCAUGUAAAUGCCGACGGCCCACCAGAUCCACCGUUACGGAUAACCUCAAUGGGCAAAUCAGACGGAGAAGUGGAGAAAAUGGAGACUGCGUCAGUGGUGGGUGAAUGUCCCCCAUCAGCGGCACAGCAGGAUAGACCGGAAGUGCUACAAGAUGCCCCAGUGGAAUUAUCAUUAUGGGCAGAAAGUGGAGUUACCCCAGAGGAACAGAGUGAGACGGAUAUUAAUGGUAACACAAGCGAGGCAAUGGUAACUGCAGACGAUGGUACCGACCUUGACGAAGAAACAAAUUUGGACCAGCAGGAAGAAGAGCUGUCUGAUGGCUCAGACCAUGUAAACAACAAUAAGGAAACUGUGGCAGAUGUUGAGCAUAAAAACGUAGAGGUUUUGGCACCAAAUUCCUCCGAGGUAGAUGGAGAGUCAGCACUACAUCAUAGAGAGGUAAGCCCAUCGGGAAGUGAAGUCUUUCAGGAUGCUCUGGAUUUUGUUACCCAGACUCCAGAUGCAAUUAGCGGGCAUAAUGAAGAAGCUAUAUUUUCCAUCACCGACAUUAAGAAUGAGGCCCUAAAAAGCAGCCAACUGGGGGACCUCCCGAGUGAAGACAGGGAACAUGAGGUAGAGUACACAACCAGUGAAUGUAACGUUAAUCCAGAAGAAAGGAUCCAGGCUUCAGAUUCUGGAGCACAUAACACACAUGAAAUUUCAACCUAUGAACAUAAGAGUGAUGAGAAUGAAGCAUUAAAGAGCACUCCAAAUGAUGAUAGCACCAGCUUCAGCCCUCAAGAGUGUUGUAAAAACGAUUUGGAAGGGAAGGCUGCCAAUGAUACUAUAGCAGCUGAUCUAGAACAUAACAAAUCUUGUGGGGAGAUGACUAAACUUGCAGAGGAGUCUCCAAAGGAUGAAUCAGAAUUCCAGCCUAUUGGGGAAAACCUGGGCCCCCCAAAAAAUGAUGAUGCCACAGGGUCCGUGACAGAUGAGAACUUGUUAGUCUCCGUAGAGACCGGCACUGAGGAUGGUAGACACGAUAUGGAUCAGAUGAAUGCUUGUCCUCCUGAGCUGCCUUCACAAGACACAAUAUUAGAGGUGGCUGCUCCUGUGGUGGAACCUGAGCAUAAAAUGUUGGAUAGUCUAGAGCCUUGCAUUAUAAACAAAAGGGAAAGCAUUACUGAGGACAAAACAGAAAAUAUCAGGCCUGAUGGUUUGGACUGUGACCAAGAUCAGAUCACCAGUCCAGAAAUAAGUCAGAAGAUUGAAAAACCAGAGUCCCCAGAAAGUGAAGAUGCUAAGAUGGUGGAGCAAGGGGAACAAAACAAACCUUCUGAUGGCAAACUUCAGGAAAAAGAUGACAAAGUGGCAAACGUUACUGAAAAUCCAAAGGAGUCUGUUGACACAUUCAGCAGCGAGGGCGAAUCGGCACAAGAGGGAGAUGAAACGGACGAGGAAGAAGAGGGUGCUGUACGAAGUGAGAAGUACACCGGAGAAAGUGAAUUAUCCGGUGCACCAUCGGUACCGGGCGGGUGUGGGCAGUCUAUGGAAGAUAUAAGAAUGGAUGAAGGCUCCGAUACAACACCAAAGAGAGGAAAAGGCAAAAACAAAGAGGACUGUGUGGUUUGCUGAGAAAGAGAUCUAAGUGGUUCUUUAUGCUAAGUAGAUACCCACAUGACACUGCUGAACAUCCUCAACCAUUAAUGCUAUUGCACUAUGCUACCAGGGGAGACUGCAUCUCAUGUGUGGCAAAAUGAAGAGGCACAGCUUUGCUCCACAGAAUUAUACCCGUCUGUCUAUCUUAAAGUGUACCAGUUGGUAUACCACUUUCAGAUGUUUAGCUCCUGGAAUAUAGCAACAUUACAGGACAGUGGCUGGUCCAGGAAAUUGUUCUGAAAAUGUUGCCUGCAGCCAAGACCGCUAUUCAUUUCCAUGAUGUCUGUGCUAGGGAAUUUUUAUAUUUUUAGGUUUGCAUUCUCCCGUUCUCUCCCUAUCCUAUAGUAACAUGUUUAAUGCCCCAGUUGUUCCUUUUACGUGUACCUAAAUAGUUUGGCUUAUGUUUUGGCAAUACCAAGGAUGUACUUUUGUGUUCUGGGUGAAACUCAACUCCUCUUUGGUGUAAACGAAAAAUACAGAAUCUAAUCGCUUAUCCUUUUUAAGUACUUUAGGUUAUAGCACUGUUUUUUUGUUUGUUUGUUUUUUACGUCUGAUUCAGAUUAACUGUGGCCUUUUUUGCUGGACCUAUGCUUCCUCUGUCACUCAGAGGCACCUUGUGCUUUAUACAUCAAGAAUAACCAAGAAAAGAAACCUCAAAAAUAUUUCUAUAUAAGUUAUGUUGCAGGGAUACGAAGAACGGUGGAAUGGCGCUAGCUUUUAUUUAUUUCACUGGCUUGUCACUGGAUAAGUGUUUAAUUUGAUCUCACAUUCCAUGUUAAACAGAAUGAAUGUAUGACAAAUAUAUAAUUACUAAAUUAAACUUUUUUUUUUCCA